UGCUCUGCCUAAUGACAUCAUUGUGAAACAUUUCAAUUAGCAUUUCACUUCUUUCUUAUGAACAUUUUAUCAACUCGUCUUUGAGAUAUUAGGCUACUAGAGUUCUUACUUUGCGUUUUGGUGUACUGAAAAAUACUCUGUCUGUCUUUUUACUUUUUUCUGACAUGUUUCUACCUGGCUGGCUGGCCGGUCUAGCUGCACACACACAUUUACACAACACAUGCUGCAACGUUUUGAAAUUUUAACAUAGUUUGUUUCAUAUUGGCAGGCUUCCAACAAUAGCUGAAUUUGCAAAGCUAGCAAACACCAAUUCCGCCUCUGUGGUGUUUGCUAUAAUCUUUGCUACCUGGUUAAAUAAAGGUGGGAAGAAAAAAAAAAUUCACUAGCGACAAUUUAGCUUUUGCAACGAGACCAUUAAAUAUAUUUAAGACAAUGGUAUAAGAGUGUAGUUCUGUUCAGUUUGGACUUCAGUUUAUCGCUAACCUUAUCACAGGGACUUUGAAGCACUACAGCUGCAUGCUAAUCUUAGAAUAAACUGACGAUAGCAAAUAUUCCAUCUUUGACGACGCCACAUAAAUGGAAUAGGUACUAGCUAGCUUGAUAGUUAAUGUUUGCUUUAGUUUGCGCGCUAGCUCUGCAAAUUCAGCUAGUGUGUGAACCCUGCAACAUUAAAAAAAUAUAUACAUUGCUAUGGCGCGAUUGACUGGAUUACCUCACGUCAGUUACGUACAUUGAGUGCCUUUCGGACAGUAGACACGAACCCUCUAUUACCUUGCAAGCUAAAGAACUGGCAGUGGAUCAAAUCAUUGUGAGGCAAAGGGCGGGGGGGGUAGCAAUCUUGUGAAACUUAAAAACGCGCUAUUAAGUGUCUAUAAUCAGCACAAGUGCUUUCAUUGCGUAUUAUUAAUAUUAUUGAAAUUACAUAGUUAUGUUUACAGUGAUAUAUUGGGGAGGACAAAUCAUAUUUUUCCCAGGAUGGGGUGGUCGUGUACCCCCCGUCCCCCCUGCGAUUUCCGCCUAUGCUUUUAAUUCACGCUUUGUUUUACCCACAUUGUUACCGCAAGGACAAGUUAUGAGAUAAAUAACUGUCUUAGUGGAGCACGUAAUAAUACCUUUGAUUGGGAUCGAUUUCCCUGUUUGUGGGUGUUUGAAUGAUCUGCAUUUAUAUGUGCCAUUGCAUUGAGCACAGCCAUUACACUUAUAAUUUCCAUCCAGUAGGGGCGCAAAUAGACGUUGUUCAGGAACAUCUUGGGGUGGCAAAACGGUGUACCAAUUGGUCUCUGAGAUUUCUGCCCCGCGAAAACACGACCAAGGGAAGGUCUGAAAACACAUUACCGAGACUAUCAUCGGAUUUUAGAAUGUGCCAAUGUUUGUGAACGAUUCCCUUAAUUUGUUCAGAGCGCUUUGAAUAGCGGGUAGUUAGAAUACAAGAAUGCGUCAUUUUGCGAGACUGCCCUUGAAAAAGGUCAUGUUUUGUUUUGAAUUUUCUCAAUGGCAAUAUUAAUCUGAUCAUUUUUGUACCCCCUCUCCUUGAAUUUUCUUUGCGACUCAGCCAUAUUUCUGUCGAAAUCUGAUUGUUUUUUGCAAAUUCUUUUGAUUCGACAGAAUUGACUGUAGGGCAAACUAUUUUUCAAGGGAAGUGGGUGACAACUAUCAGCCCUCAACAAACUGUUACGAUCAGUAGGUUUCCUGUAAAGAUCAGUGUCUAGAACAUUAUCUUCACACAAGAUCAGAAGAUCAAGAAAACUGAUUUGACGUGUAUCAGAUUGCAUAGUAAAUCUCAGGUGCUCAGAACAGGAGUUAAGAAAAGCAUGGAAUGCCUGGAGCUGUUUUGCAUCACUCCUCCAUAGAACAAAAAUAUAAUCAAUAUACCGUUUCCAAAUAAUGAUGUUAGGCAAGAAAACAUUUUUGAGAGGAUUGAAAAUAGACUGUUUCUCCAUGUAACCUACAUACAAAUUAGCAUAGUUAGGAGCCAUGGGGGAUCCCAUAGCAGUACCCUUCGUCUGAAUAAAGAAAUCAUUUAGAAACAUGAAAUAGUUGUGUGUAAGUACUAUUUCAGCCAAUGUUAUAAUGCAUUCACUGGAAGGUAGUUUAUUAGGGUCACGUUGCAGAAGAAAAUGUUCCAUAGCUUCAAUACCGCCCUCGUGAGGAAUAUUUGUGUAUAACGACUCAACAUCAAAAGUAACUAACAAGGUAUUCUCAGGGAGAGGAUCAAGAGAUUCUAUGAUAGAGAUCAUACUGCUGGUGUCCUUUACAAAGGAGGGGAGCUGUUAUGCGAGUGGUCUAAUAAAAAAAGUCAACAAAAGUAGAUAGAGGGGCCGUUACUGCAUCAAUGCCCGCUACAAUAGGGCGCCCUGGAGGUUUUGUAACAUUCUUGUGUAAUUUCGGCAAAGUAUAGAAAGUGGCAAUUUUAGGGUGUUGAAUAGCCAAAAAGUCAUGUUCUUUUUUGGUUAUCUGGCCACAACCUAAAUAUCCAUCUAGGACCGUUAAGAUAGUAUUCUGAAAUUGAGAAGUGGGGUCACUUCUGAGUUUCUUGUAAAAGGUGUUGUCAAGCAGCUGUCUAUGACACUCAUUUACAUAAGCUGUCCUAUCCAUAAGUUUAUAUUUAUUGUAUGCUGCUAUUUCUAUGCCAUUUUAAUAUUUGAGAAAUUAACCAAUGAUAUUAGGCCACUCGUGGCCAUGAUUACAGACACCUGUGUAUCUUGACACUAUAUAUAAACGAGUCCUCCCGCAGUGUCUGUGAUUGUACCCUGAUGAAGACAGCUUGCCUGUCGAAACGUUGGUAAAUUAAAUAUUUUUGCAUCUGAGCUCCUAGAGUGUGCGGCUCUCCUUUAUUUUUAAGACUCAAUAUUGAUGUCAGACUGCUGAAGGAACAAGGACCGCCAAGGACAGUGUUGCCGUUUUUAUCGUGUGAAAAUUGGACUUCCUGGUGUUUUUAGAACACUGGUGUUGUGAGAUUAGGAUGUCUAAGAAAUUUGUAGCCGAAAUACUGCUGAGAUAUGUAUCCAAUGACGAUGAUUAGAAGUAUGAUUCAUGAUCUGUUUAAUACAUUGAUGUAAUGUCUCUUCAGGGUCACUGACUGUCGGGCAGGUUUAUUAUGGGUUUAUGGUAUCUAAUCACAUGUUCUGUGCACUUGGAUGAUUUGUAUGUAUAGUCUAUAAAAUCCCAAAGGAACUAGGCACGGAAGGAUGAAACGACGAACAGAUGAGGAAGAGUAUAUAUACCCGCUUUACGUCUAGAGGGAGAGGAUUAUUACGAUACUUGUAGAAGUGUCGUUUUGGUCUCCCUGUGCACAGUUGUUUGUAAUAAAAGUCGUAGAAACGGGUCGCAUUGUCUUUUGCAUCCAGCAGUUCUCCCCAUUGACCAGUUUUAAAUUCGGAACAAUAUCAGGUGGUGAGGAUUCUGACACCCAACAGAUUCCCUGCUAUCGGCAAAAUGAUUAUCUUCAGGAUUAGAAAAGUCUGUCGUGUCAUCGUUCUAUUCUGCAUCACUACUAUCGUUGUGUUUUAUACUGGACAGCUAUCCUCCAACUCGCUUGUGGAUUUAGUUAAAAAUGCUUUUCGGCCUCUGGACAGGAUCCUCUCUCCAAGAUAUUGCGCAUGUCUCAAAUGUAUGACACAGCCAGACGACGACCUCUGGUUUCAGAAGCGUUUCAACACAUCUUUGAAACCAUUUCUGACCAGAAAGUACAGGACACUCUCCAACGAUACAAGAAUGUGGUGGCAGAAAUUGCAGAAAGACCGUAACAAAGCCAACUUUAGCGAGGUGGUGGAGAAGUUGUUCCAGGUCAUCCCUGAUGCUGACCUUUACAUGGACGCGGGCCCUGAGCGCUGUAGGACCUGUGCUGUGGUGGGGAACUCUGGGAACCUCAAGGGCUCCCACUACGGAGCCCUGAUCGACACCAGUGAUGUCAUCAUAAGAAUGAACAAGGCUCGUACCUCUGGCUAUGAGCGGGAUGUUGGCAGCCGCACCACACAUCACAUCAUAUACCCAGAGAGUGCCAUAGAUCUGGACAACACCACUAGUCUAGUGUUUUUCCCUUUCAAGACUCUGGACCUUCAGUGGCUACCCGGUGCCAUUACCAAUGGAUCUCACAUCACUUUCUCAUAUUUACGUCUUAGACCGAAGAUAAAGGCCAACAAAGAUUUGGUAUUGGUUCUGAAUCCUGUGUUCAUGAAAUAUGUUCAUGAAGUCUGGCUUGACUAUUACGGCAAAUACCCCUCCACCGGAUUCAUGGCUUUGAUAUUAGCCCUACACAUUUGUGACGAGGUGAAUGUGUAUGGAUUUGGGAAAGACAGAAAUGGGAACUGGCACCACUACUGGGAAACACUAACCAAUAAAAACCACAAGACUGGACCACACCCUGGAGACUAUGAGUACAAUGUCACUAGAAAGCUCUCGGAAAUACACAAACUUGAGAUAUAUAAGGGAUGGUGAUAAUCAUUCAUCCAGAUUAUUAACGGGAUUUGCUUCAGAAGUCCCAUUUUUUUUAUAUUGAACAAUUUAUUUCUGACUUUUUAGUCUGUCGAGCACUACAUUACAUCUUAGAAACACCAUUCACACUUUUAAAACGUGUAGAUCGGUCUGGAUGAACUUGCUUUUGAUAACAUUUAUACUUUAAAUUUUUUUGACAUUUAAAAAAAACAAUUCUACUUUUUGGGGGAUUUCUUCAAAAUUCCAAAGCUACCAUUGUUAAAAACUCCCAUGACUUCUAACAUUCUAAUCACAAUAAUGUCACACAAAUCAGCUAAAUUGAGAGCUUUACCAACAAGUUAGAUAAAAAUUUAGGCUGCUUCGCUGCUAUUCAAAUCAGGAAUCAGAUUUGAAAUAUCUUCCACCAAUCAUACUAUACAGCUCUUUUAAGCCCGGUUCAGAUACAACAGCCAAAAUAAGGAAAGACGAGAAGAGACGAAACUAGCCAAUUGUGGAAUUUUGUGUUGUGGGUACAAAAUGGUUUUGUUACAGACUAAUGCUAUGUAAAAGUUUGAGUUGAAUAGUAUCACGAUCUAUCACAAGGAUGACGCUGGAGAGACGAAGCAGGCACGGGGAGUAACAUUUAAUAAAUAACGGACAUGGAACGAGACAUAAACAGCUUAGCAAACAGAAAAACAAUCAAUGCAGAAGCGGGGAACGGAGCUGGGGAACUGACACAUAUAGGGGAGAAAAUGAACAGGUGAUAAGAGAGUCCAGGUGAGUCCAAUAACGCUGAUGCUCGUGACGAGGAAAGGCAGGUGUACGUGAUGGAUGGCAGGAGUGAGUGAUGCAAGGCAUUCUGGCGCCCUCAAGCGCCAGGGGGAGGGGAAGAGCGGGAGCAGACGUGACAAAUAGUACUAGUCACUGGUCAUUUUCCCCACCUGUCCAGUAACCUCUUUACAUACCACACAGAGGAGUGAUUUAUUAAUUGCUCAUUAUCUUUCGGGCACUAAAGCCUAGCCGGGUGGAAACAUAGUUUCCUCUGGUUAGGCUUUAAAGAUCCCAUGUCUCCUCUAUUUUAGACAUACAGUGCAUUCAGAAAUUAUUCAGACCCCUUGACUUUUUCCACAUUUUGUUAUGUUAGUCUUAUUCUAAAAUGGAUUAAAUCGUUUUUUCCCCCUCACCAAUCUACACACAAUACCCUAAAAUGACAAAGCAAAAACAGGUUUUUAGAAAUUUAAAAACUGAAAUAUCACAUGUACAGAAGUAUUCAGACCCUUUACUCAGUACUUUGUUGAAGCACCUUUGACAGUGAUUACAGCUUCGCGUCUUCUUGGGUAUGACUUUAUAAGCUUGACACACCUGUAUUUGGGGAGUUUCUCCCAUUCUUCUCUGCAUAUCCUCUCAAGCUCUGCCAGGUUGGAUGGGGAGUAUCGCUGCACAGCUAUUUUCAGGUCUCUCCAGAGAUGUUAGAUCGGCUUCAAGUCCGGGCUCUGGCUGGGCCACUCAAGGACAUUCAGAGACUUGUCCCAAAAUCACUCCUGCGUUGUCUUGGCUAUGUGCUUAGGGUCGUUGUCCUGUUGGAAGGUGAACCUUCAACCCAGUCUGAGGAGCAGGUUAUCAUCAAGGAUCUCUGUACUUUGCUCCGUUAAUCUUUCUCUCAAUCCUAGCUCGUCUCCAAGUCCCCACAUCUUGAUGCUACCACCACCAUGCUUCACCGUAGGGAUGGUUCCAGGUUUCCUCCAGACGUGACACUUGGCAUUCAGUCUAAAGAGUUCAAUCUUGGUCUCAUCAGACCAGAGAAUCUCGUUUCUCAUGGUCUGAGAGUCCUUUAGGUGCCUUUUGGCAAACUCCAAGCGGGCUGUCUAGGGCCUUUUUCUGAGGAGUGGCUUCCAUCUGGCCUCUCUACCAUAAAGGCCUGAUUGGUGGAGUGCUGCAGAGAUGGUUGUCCUUCUAGAAGGUUCUCCCAUCUCCACAGAGGUUACCUCCCUGACCAAGGCCAUUCACCCCCGAUUUCUCAGUUUGGCCGGGCGGCCAGCUCUAGGUAGAAACUUUGUGGUUCCUAUCUUCUUCCAUUUAAGAAUGAUGGAGGCCACUGUGUUCUUGGGGACCUUCAAUGAUGCAGACAUUUUUUGUACCCUUCCCCAGAUCUGUCUCGGAGCUCUACGGACAAUUCCUUCGACCUCAUGGCUUGGUUUUUGCUUUGACAUGCACUGUCAACUGUGGGACCUUAUAUAGACAGGUGUGUAACUUUCCAAAAUCAUGCCCAAUCAAUUGAAUUUACCACAGGUGGACUCCAAUCAAGUUGUAGAAACAUCUCAAGGAUGAUAAAUGGAAACAGGAUGCACCGGAGCUCAAUUUCAAGUCUCAUAGCAAAAGGUCUGAAUACUUAUGUAAAUAAGGUAGUUCUGUUUUCAAUUUGCCAAAAUGUCUAAAAACCUGUUUUCACUUUGUCAUUAUGGGAUAUUGAGUGUAGAUUGAUUAGGGAAGACAUUAGGUCUGAAUACUUUCAGAAUGCACUGUAUAGUCUGUGAGAAUUGGUUAGAACCUGUUCUCAUUUGUAUUAUUUUUCUAAGGAAAUGGAGACAAUUAUCUUCAUCUCUUUUGUAAGUUUGCCUCCCCCUUGGAGGGGUAAGCAGCUCUUUGUGUAGAUUACAUAUAUAAAAGGACUGUGUGAUUGUAAAAUCUUUGAGACCCUCUCCGGUAUGUCCUGAGAGAGCCUGUCCGGUAUGUCCUGAGAGUUCCUUGCUGGUAUGUCCUAAGAGGUCCUUUCUGGUAUGUCCUGAGAGUUCCUUUCUGGUAUGUCCUGAGAGUUCCUUUCUGGUAUGUCCUGAGAGUUCCUGUCCGGUAUGUCCUGAGAGUUCCUUUUCGGUAUAUUAUGGUGGAAAUUGCAAGAUAUGUUAUAAUAUGGUCCCGUGUGGCUCAGUUGGUAGAGCAUGGCGCUUGCAACGCCAGGGUUGUGGGUUCAUUCCCCACGGGGGGACCAGGGUUCAAUUCCCACGGGGGGACCAGGAUGAAUAUGUAUGAACUUUCCAAUUUGUAAGUCGCUCUGGAUAAGAGCGUCUGCUAAAUGACUUAAAUGUAAUGUAAUAAUAAUUUUAUUGCAUCAAAUAGUUGUUUUAUGCAACAGAAUAUGGGCUUGUUAGAACGCUCAUCUGUGUGUGUUCUACUGAGGAUGGGCCUCUGGGAGAUAACACUGACAGGAGAUUUACAAUGUCUUUUGGGUGAUAAAACGUAAAGAGACCGCAUUCCAGAGCAUGAGUUAAUGUUUCUGUUCUAUAUGGUACCAGGGAGAGAUGAUCCCAGGGCCAGACCUUGGUCUCUACACAAAGAUAACUGUUUUUACAGCAGAUACUGUCUGCUGUGAAUUAUAAGUAUCUUUCAUACAAAUCUUAACAUUGUGACCCAUUCUAUACAUCUGUUGUUUGUCAUGUAGGUUGAAAGGGGUGUAUCUUGGCUAUAAAAUACCUUUGUACUUUAAUCUCUGGGCUCUCAACGAAUCAUCUGAGGGUGAUUCGUCAACCAGCCAUCGUUAUCGUAGCGCACUCAAUCGAUUCACUUUAUAUCUGUGCGUUGUAUUGACCUGCUCCCUUAUUAUUAAGUAAAUAAAUAUUUAGUUUAAGUAUAACUCUGACUUGUGUGAUAAGUUUGUCUCUCCUCAUUUGAUAGUAAAGAAAUGACCGACCACAAUAUCAUGAGAAUUCCUUUCCUGAGAGUUAACUCUCCGGGUUCAUCCUGAGAGAGUGAUCUUCCUUGCAAUUGCUCAAAUAAACUUCUUAUUUCUUAUAAAUGAGUUCUGCCUGAUUCCUCAAACAAGUUUUCCUCAACAGUGUUGUAGAACAGCUGACUAAAGACGGGGCAUUCAGAUCAAAAGGAUGGCCGAGACCGUUUCCACGUUAAUGGUGCAUCUUUACAGUUAAGUGAAGGAAACUUUGAAACAAAGUUUAUCAAGCAAGUGUCAUAAAAUACAUGCACCAAAAACAGGGCACACCAUGUGACUUGUCAGAUAAAUAUCAGCAAGCUAGGAUAACUAAAUGCAACACAAAUGGCUAGCUAUGUAUCUGUUUGGCAAGCUAGCUAGCGGCUUGGCUUAAGACAGAACGUCACCCUGUGGAGAUUGGGCCUGGGUGAUCAGGUUACUGUAAACUUAGUAUCGUUUGAUUGGUCAAUGGUGGUUGGUUUUGGUUUGAAAAUGUUACACUUUCAGAUGUUAUAAAUGGAAUGAAGGUCUGUUGUUCUCUAUCUUAUCCUGUAUGACAUUUUCUUAUUGUCUAGGCAUCUGACCUAGUAGGCAUCUCUUUGUUCAUGCUUUGUCUUGUAAAUUUACCUUGGGAUUUAUCCCCUCAAAUUGUGUUUUAUUAAUGUCAGUAUUGCCUUGUAACUUAAGCUUUAUACCUUGUAUGGGAAUCCAUUAAUUUGACAAAGUUAUUAAAUAACACUUGUUUUGAAA
This is a messenger RNA of Salvelinus fontinalis (brook trout), 8863 nucleotides long. Its product is annotated as CMP-N-acetylneuraminate-beta-galactosamide-alpha-2,3-sialyltransferase 1-like. Lineage: Eukaryota; Metazoa; Chordata; Actinopteri; Salmoniformes; Salmonidae. The record is from RefSeq and is a predicted model, not a curated record. Bases 3436 to 4437 code for a protein of 333 amino acids. The transcript has 7 exons. Gene Ontology annotation, molecular function: beta-galactoside (CMP) alpha-2,3-sialyltransferase activity.